Messenger RNA from Penicillium cosmopolitanum, 459 nucleotides. RefSeq lists its product as uncharacterized. The record is from RefSeq and is a predicted model, not a curated record. Lineage: Eukaryota; Fungi; Ascomycota; Eurotiomycetes; Eurotiales; Aspergillaceae. The transcript has 2 exons. Bases 1 to 459 code for a protein of 152 amino acids.
AUGCCUGGAUCCGGAAACUGUGCCUGUGGCAGCAUCGCCUUUACCUACAACGGUGAGCAUAUUCCAAACCUACAGGAAGGCAAAACUAAAAACAUUCAUCAGGCGAACCUGCCCUUACGGCGCUUUGCCACUGUACCGGAUGUCAACAGUGGAGUGGAAGCGCAUUUUCAUCCAAUGUCGCCGUUCCAACUAGCAACUUUGCGAUCAGCAAAGGAACGCCCAAAAGUUGGGCUCGCCUUGCAGAUGUAUCUGGAAAAGAGCAUCGUCACUUCUUCUGUGGAGGUAAACUGCGGAUCUAGCCUUUACUCCCAGCCAGAGGGCAUGCCGGGAGUCACCCAGAUCAAGUCGGGAAAUCUUCACGACACAGAAAUCCCUAUCGGUGUGGAGAUCUUUUCUACGCGUCGUCUUAACUAUGUUACUCCCAUCUCGAGUGCAAAGCAGACCCCCGAGAUGCCUUGA